This is a messenger RNA of Mustela lutreola (European mink), 5664 nucleotides long. It is a transcript of the gene SPEF2, whose product is annotated as sperm flagellar 2. Lineage: Eukaryota; Metazoa; Chordata; Mammalia; Carnivora; Mustelidae. The transcript is spliced from 37 exons. Gene Ontology annotation, cellular component: sperm midpiece; manchette. The coding region runs from base 68 to 5470 and encodes 1800 amino acids. The record is from RefSeq and is a predicted model, not a curated record. Gene Ontology annotation, molecular function: protein binding. Gene Ontology annotation, biological process: sperm axoneme assembly.
CGGGGCCCUCGGCCGGCUUUCCCGCGCGUUCCCACACCGGCUUACGGUAGAAGGCGCAGGCCGAACCAUGUCCGAGAUUCUGUGCCAGUGGCUCAACCAGGAGGUGAAGGUGUCCCAGACCGUGAGUCCCAAGUCAUUUGCAAAGGCUUUUUCCAAUGGUUAUCUAAUUGGAGAAAUUCUGCACAAGUUUGAACUUCAGGGUGAUUUUUCAGAAUUUUCAGAAAGCAGAGUUUCAAAUGCCAAACUCAAUAAUUUUUCUCGCUUGGAGCCAACGCUUCACCUUCUGGGUGUGCAGUUUGAUCAGAACGUGGCCCACAACAUCAUCACGGAAAAGCCUGGGGCGGCAACCAAACUUUUGUAUCAGUUGUACAUUGUUCUUCAGAAAAAGAAGAAAAGUGGACUGACUGGAGUGGAAAUACAAUCCAUACAACCCCCAGCAAACAUCAGACAGCAAAGUAUGAAAAGUGAGGCUUUUCGAGACAGACUUAGAAACCUGAUACCACGUCAAACUGAUUUCAAUCUGAUGCGGGUUACACACAGGUUUCAAGAAAAAUAUAAACACAUGAAAGAAGAUCUUGUCCACAUGCAUUUUGAGAAACUCCAAAAAUUUCAAAAGCUCAAGGAAGAACAAAGAUCCUUUAAUAUUGAAAAGCAAUGCUUGAAUAGAAGACGACAAAAUGAAAUAAUGGCCAAAAUCCAAGCAGCUAUCAUACAGAUUCCUAAACCUGCAUCAAAUCGUACUUUGAGAGCACUUGAGGCCCAAAAAAUGAUGAAAAAGAAAAAAGAGGCAGAGGAUGUGGCUAAUGAGAUUAAGAAGUUUGAAGCCUUAAUAAAAAAGGAUCUCCAGGCCAAAGAAAGUGCCUCCAAGACUUCUGCAGAUACAGCAGGCCAGACAACUACUGAUUUGUUAAACACUUAUUCGGAUGAUGACUAUAUUAAAAAAAUCCAAAAGCGCCUUGAGGAAGAUGCUUUUGCAAGAGAGCAAAGGGAGAAAAGACGGCGGAGACUGUUAAUGGACCAGUUAAUAGCCCACGAAGCACAAGAGGAGGCAUAUCGGGAGGAGCAGCUGAUUAAUAGACUGAUGCGGCAGUCCCAGCAGGAACGCAGGAUCGCUGUGCAGCUCAUGCAUGUUCGACAUGAGAAGGAAGUUUUAUGGCAAAACAGAAUUUUCCGAGAAAAACAGUAUGAGGAGAGACGACUUAAAGAUUUCCAGGAUGCUCUUGAUCGAGAAGCGGCUUUGGCCAGACAAGCCAAGAUUGAUUUUGAGGAACAAGCCAUCAGAGAGAGGGAAAUUCAUGAACAGAUUGCUGUGGAAAGAGCUCAGGCUCGUUACAGAAAGCAUUACACAAUAUGUGCAGUAAUUUUGGAUCAAAUACUUGAUUUGUCUACUAAGGUGGCAGACUACCGGAUGUUGACAAAUAAUAUGAUUCCAUAUAAGUUGAUGCAUGAUUGGAAGGAACUGUUUUUCAAUGGAAAGCCCAUAUAUGAGCAAGCUUCUAUUAAGCAUCUACCAGCUAAGCCCUCUGCAGAACAACUUACAGAACUGGAGAAGAGGGACUUACUCGAUAACAAUGAUUAUGAAGAAUAUAAGAACAUGAUUGGAGAGUGGGCCUUACCAGAAGAAAUGGUUGAUAAUAUACCACCCUCCAACAAUAACAUAUUGGGCCAUGUGAUUCACAGAUUAGUUGAAAAAUCUCAUCCUCCUCAAGUCAAAUCAACAAUACCAGAAUUACCUUCAUUUGCUAUUAAAGGGUGCUUACUGGGGAAAACAUUUAGUGGAAAAACCACGGCUCUAAAGGCUCUACAAAAAGACUUUCCUAUUCAGAUACUUUCUAUUGACACUCUUGUCCAAGAAGCUAUCAAAGCAUUUCAUGACAAGGAAAAAAUCAGUGAGGCUCUGCCAACUGAGAAAGAAGCUGAAGAAAAGACUUUACCAGUUCUGCAAGAGAAGAGCAAAGAAACCCAGGAUCUACAAAAUGUAUCUUCACCUUAUCCAGUUUCAGAGGACGCAUUGCCAGAAAUGAAAGAUAAAAUUAUACUUAGUACUGAGACAAAUAAAACUACAAAAGUUGAAGAAGUCACAUCAAGUGAUAGUUUCUCUGAACUGACUGUGCGCGCUCAGCUUGGUGCAAAAUCAGAAAAGUUGCUGAAGAAAGGAAAGAGCAUUUCUGACAUGUUGCUAGUUAACAUCUUGGUAAAUGCUAUUAAUGAGAUACCUGUGGAUCAAGGAUGGGUCUUAGAUGGUUUUCCAAUGACGUUAAACCAAGCAAAGCUUCUGGAGGAAGCUCUCACGGGCUGCAGCAGAGAGGUCCUAGAACUGGAGGAAAAGAAAACACAGAUAUCCACAUUGGCUAUUGACCCUACAGCCUCCAAAGAAGUGCCUUCUCCCCCUUCUGCACUUGAUUUUGUCAUGUUAUUAGAUAUUUCAGAUAACUCCUCGCUGGAUCGCAUGAAUGACACAAUGACUGAAGGAUUUUCAAGUGAAACUUCUCAUGGAGACAUCGCUCAACAUGUCACUGCUGAAAACCAAGCUACGGAUGAGGACCAGAAUUUAAGAGACCAGAUUCAGCAUAGAAUUAUAGGCUUCUUGGACAACUGGCCUUUAUUGGAGCAAUGGUUUACAGAGCCAGAAAAUAUUUUGAUAAAAAUCAAUGCUGAAAUAGAUAAAGAGUCUCUAUGUCACAAAGUAAAAGAAAUGUUUACGACUGAAAUAACAAAAAAAGAGAAUAAAGUUAAAAAGAAAUUAGAAGAAAAGGAAGCUGAGAAAAAAGAAGAAGUUCUGCUGGCUGAGCCUCCCCCUCCUCCUCCUGAGCCAGAAAAAGAGAAGGAAACCCCUUCAAAAACUCCUCCUGCAAAAGGAAAACCACCAUCAGAGUCCUUGCAUGGUAAGCAAGAAUCUCUUCAGGAAGGAAAAGGGAAGAAAGGUUCUCCUAAAGGAAAAUCACCAGGAGGGAAAGGAUCAGUAAAGAAAUCACCUGUCGAUUCUACAGACGUGUCACCUGUUCCCGUAGUGCCUCCACCACCUAAGCCAGGAUCUGAAGAAUGGGUCUACGUGGAUGAACCGAUUCCUGAGGAAAUACCUUCCUUUUUAGUACCUUACUGGGAACUAAUAGAAAAUUCCUAUAUAAACUCCAUCAAAACGGUACUCAGGCAUCUGAGAGAAGAACAGCAUUCAGUGAUUUCUUACUUAUAUGAAAUUAGAACAAAUUUCCAGCAUUUUCUACGGCGUCCGGAUCACAAACAAGAUUUUGUAUCUCAAUGGCAGGCUGAUUUCAAUGCUCUCCCUGAUGACCUGUGGGAUGAUGAGGAAACAAAGUCUGAACUACACCAGAGAGUAAAUGAUUUACGAGACCGCCUGUGGGACAUCUGUGAUGCCCGGAAGGAAGAGGCUGAGCAGGAGCGUCAGGAUAUCAUUAACGAGAGCUGGUUGCAGGACUCCAUCGUAAUAAAGAUGAACCAUUUCUUCUCACUAAUGCAGGCAGAACUGAACCGUUUCCAAGAUACAAAGAGACUCCUUCAAGAUUAUUACAGGGGAAUGGAAGGCAAAAUCCCAAUCGACGACAUUAAAAGAUUUACUCGAGUCCCCUUGGUCCAACUAGAUAAUAGAGAAAUUUUGGAAAGCCAACUUAGAAUUCCUCUAAUUUCUCGAAUAUCCAUAUCCCCGGAUUCAACUAUGUCCAAACCAAAAACAAAGGCCAUACUGAAGGGCAAGAUCGAUUACUCACUGGAAAAUGUUGAGGCAAACUUUGAGGCAGAUGAGAAGUUGUUAAUGGACACCUGGCAGCAGGCUUCUUUAGCAAUAUCUCACAUGGUGGCUGCUGAAAUUCAUCAGAGGCUCAUGGAAGAAGAAAAGGAAAACCUGCCAGCGGACACGAAAGAGAGAUCUCCUCAGAUGGGUACAAAUAAAAAAGUCAAAAAGGAACCACCCAAGAAGAAAAAAGCAGACAAAAAAGCAAAAGGCAAAUCACCACCGAUGGCAGAAGUCACACCUGUGACGGUGACAGCAGAGGAGAUUGCCCAAAUGGAAAAGAGAAAAGAACUGAUGCUCAAAAUCAAGGAAGAACACCUCGCAGCUCUGCAAUUUGAAGAGAUAGCCACACAGUUCCGGCUUGAACUGAUAAAGACCAAAGCAUUGGCUUUCCUUGAAGAUUUAGUAACAAAGGUGGUCGAUGUAUAUAAACUAUUGGAAAAGUGGCUUGGUGAGAGGUACUUGAAUGAAAUGGCCAGUGUGGAAAAAUUAACCGAGGUGGCUCGCUAUCACAUUGAAACAUCUAAAAAAAUUCAGAAUGAACUCUAUUUAAGCCAAGAAGAUUUCUUCAUUAAUGGCGAUGUGAAAGUCUUUCCAGACCCUCCUCCCCCAGUGCGCCCCCCACCUGUGGAAAAGGAAGAAAAUGGCACCCUGACCAUCGAACAGCUUGAUAGUCUUCGAGAUCAGUUCUUAGAUAUCGCACCUAAAGGCAUAAUAGGACAUAAAGCAUUUACUGACAUCCUGCUGGAUCUGGUAACCCUGAACCUUGGAACAAACAACUUACCUAGUAGUUGGAUGCACCUUACUCAACCUGAAUUGCAGGAGUUAACAUCUUCAUUAAUAGUAAACUCAGAGUUUGUGGACUGGCGGAAAUUCCUAUUAGUAAUCUCAAUGCCCUGGAUCAUCCCCAUGGAAGAAGAGCUCCUUGAGACCCUGCAGAGGUUCAAAGCCGUGGAUGAAGAGCAGUUGGGCACCAUCACUUUUGAGCAGUAUAUGCAGGCUGGUCUGUGGUUUACAAGAGAUGAAGAUACAAAAAUUCCAGAAAAUCCUCUUGAACCCCUGCCAUUCAACAGGCAAGAACAUCUUAUAGAGUUUUUCUUUAGGCUAUUUGCUGACCAUGAGAAGGAUCCGCCUCAACUUGACUACACACAGAUGCUGCUUUAUUUUGCUUGUCAUCCAGAUGCUGUGGAAGGGGUCUACAGGGCUCUCAGUGUGGCCAUCGGGACUCAUGUCUUCCAACCAAUCAAAACUCCUCCUGUUAUUGUAGAAAAGACCUCCUCCUUGACUGAUAUGAGUCCAUUUGAGGAAUAUCCUGAACUCGAGGGAAAUUUUGUGAGUGAGGAAGGGGAACUAAGAGAAGAUGGGGAGAGAAAGGAAGAAAACCCUGAGAACGUGAACACCGAAAAGAUUUCCAUGGAAAGACUACUCAAAGUGUUCCAAGGAGGAAAAGAAGUACAGGACCCUAACCGAUUUGCCAGCCACCUACAGAUAGAGAAUGCUUUCUCAGAGAACUUCGUCAAAGUAUUUCAAGACCUAGGUGCCAAGAAUCUGGAGCCAGUUGAAGUUGCUAUUCUUUUGAAGCAUCCUUUUAUUGAAGAUCUGAUUUCAAAUAAUUCAGACUACAAAAUCCCAGAUAUUAAAACAAUUCUCCAAAGGAGUGAGCAUGUACAAGGAAGUGAUGGAGAGAGAACUCCUUCGAGACUUAUAGAAGAAAAGAAAUGAAGACAAGAGUGUGAUUUUUAUAAUUUGACAAUGAAUCAUCCAAACAUCAAUGUAAACAAGGUGUUAGUCAUAUAUGUUGUCAUUGAAAGUAUAGAAAUGACCCCUACCAGAUUAUGAGCAGCGAUGAAAAUGGGGCCUUCCUUAACUCAGAGAAUAUUCUAUAAUAAACCUUAAUUACAGAGCAAAAACCCAAA